CUGCCGGGUGCGGGCACGAAAGGGUGUGGCGUCUACAUAGCUCCACACGCUGAUCGCCGAGCGCGGCAGGGGGCGAGCAGAGCAGGUCCCGCCUCCCCGGGCCCGCGUGCACACACACGCCCACCGCGGCUCGGGCUGGGAGCGCGGGCGAGUGUGAGCGCGAGUGUGCGCACGCCGCGGAGCCGCUCUGCCCGGUCCUCGCACCCUGCCCGGGGCAUCUGGAGAGCCUGGAGACGUGAACAGGCGUGAAGUAUGGCAUGUUGCAGAGAUGGGCUCUGUCACCAAGGUACCCGCGACCGUGUUGUCCUUCGGGGCCAGUCUCGCCCUCCUGCGCGUCCUGUGCCUGGCGACUUGUUUACACGAAUCCCCAGGACAGAACGAAAAGGAGGAGAAAUUGUGCCCGGAAAAUUUUACCCGCAUCCUGGACAGUUUGCUCGAUGGUUAUGACAACAGGCUGCGUCCUGGAUUUGGGGGUCCUGUUACGGAAGUGAAAACCGACAUCUACGUCACCAGCUUUGGCCCUGUCUCUGAUGUGGAAAUGGAGUACACAAUGGAUGUGUUCUUCAGACAGACGUGGAUUGACAAAAGACUGAAGUAUGAUGGCCCCAUUGAGAUUUUGAGACUGAACAAUAUGAUGGUGACGAAAGUAUGGACCCCUGACACUUUCUUCAGGAAUGGGAAGAAAUCUGUCUCACAUAACAUGACAGCCCCAAAUAAACUUUUUAGAAUUAUGAGAAAUGGAACUAUUUUAUACACAAUGAGACUCACCAUAAGUGCGGAGUGUCCCAUGAAAUUGGUGGAUUUCCCCAUGGACGGUCAUGCAUGCCCUUUGAAAUUUGGGAGUUAUGCGUAUCCGAAGAGCGAGAUGAUCUACACCUGGACGAAAGGGCCCGAGAAAUCGGUGGAAGUGCCCAAGGAGUCUUCCAGCUUGGUUCAGUAUGACCUGAUCGGGCAAACGGUGUCAAGUGAGACUAUCAAGUCGAUCACGGAGUGUGGAGAUGGUGGAGAAGAAGGAGUGAGCUUUCUGCUGAAGCCUCCUCAGGAGCUGUCUGAGGCCACUGUGAAGCAAGGAUGCUGGGUGGAAGAAGAGUGA
Molecule: messenger RNA, 1093 nt
Organism: Tupaia belangeri chinensis (Chinese tree shrew)
Lineage: Eukaryota; Metazoa; Chordata; Mammalia; Scandentia; Tupaiidae
Gene: GABRA4
Product: gamma-aminobutyric acid type A receptor subunit alpha4
Exons: 7
Coding region: 269-1093 (274 amino acids)
Biological process (GO): monoatomic ion transmembrane transport
Cellular component (GO): membrane
Molecular function (GO): extracellular ligand-gated monoatomic ion channel activity; GABA-A receptor activity
Source: RefSeq, a predicted model, not a curated record